Messenger RNA from Gallus gallus (chicken), 1888 nucleotides. It is a transcript of the gene BORCS7, whose product is annotated as BLOC-1 related complex subunit 7. Gene Ontology annotation, cellular component: BORC complex. The transcript has 4 exons. The record is from RefSeq and is a predicted model, not a curated record. Bases 14 to 421 code for a protein of 135 amino acids. NCBI's taxonomy places the organism in Eukaryota, Metazoa, Chordata, Aves, Galliformes, Phasianidae.
GGGGCGCGGCAAAAUGGCGGCGGGGGGCGCGGCGGAGGCCCAGGCGCGCUUCGGGCACUCGGUGAAGGGGCUGCUGACCGAGAAGGUGACGAGCUGCGGCACCGACGUGAUCGCCCUCACCAAGCAGGUGCUGAAGGGCUCCCGCAGCGCCGAGCUGCUGGGCCAGGCCGCCAGGAACAUGGUGAUGCAAGAGGACGCCAUCCUGCACUCCGAAGACGUAAGCUGUGUUUGUCUGCUGGGGCAGCCGCGGUUCUGUUGGGCGGCUGCUGUCGGAGGCAUUCAUUCUCGGUCUUGUUCUCCACAGAGUUUAAGGAAAAUGGCCAUAAUAACGACGCACCUGCAGUACCAGCAAGAAGCGAUUCAGAAGAACGUGGAGCAGUCAUCAAACCUGCGGGACCAGCUGAGUCACUUGCUGAAAUGAAGCCUAGCUGAAGGCAUCGGGCAUCUCCGCUGGCACUGAGCCAUCCUUUUCCUCCUGGGCCCGGGGCUCAGAUGUGUGUCUGGAUGGUGCUGGAUGCCAGCUGGGAUACAUGCAGAGCGCACAUUCCUGAGCGUGCAGGCACCUCUCAGGUGCUCCCAUCCACAUCUCUGUGUUCAGAACACUCUCCCGAUUCCUUACAUCUAACUGGAACCUUAGCAGAAACUUCAUUUCUACAACAGUUCCCGUGUUUUUUUUUUCUUCCCAUGUGCAAUGUGAGGUGCUCAGCCUGUGCCUCUACCUCAGCACCUGCGUUGUUCACCUGAUGGCCCUGUGUUUGAAAUGGUUUGUCAGCCCAGGAUGUGGCAUGUGCUGCCCAUCCAAAGCCUUCUGUCUACAGCAGGAUGAUUUUUCUUCCCAUCUCUGCUGGGCCAUUAGCUGUCUCCUGUAAGAUGAUGGAAUACUUACCUAAUGAUCUACAACAACUGUAGUGCUGGGAUUCUUAUAUAGUAUAAUUUCCCCCCCCGCCCUCCCAGUUAAGUAUGUAAAAUAGAGCUGAGGAUUUUACAUACAGAUACCUACAGCUUGAUACUGGACCUUAUUUAGACACAGAGAUGAUGGGUGCAGUUUAUUUAGGGCAUGUUAAUCAGUGGGAGCUGUAAGUGGCUGGGUGGGUGUAGAGGUGCUUCAGUGUGGACUGAGGUGCCUGUUGCAGAGCAGAAUUUGAGAAAGCACGAAUCUGGGCAGGCGCUGCUGUCCCUGAGCCAGCUGGACAUGGCCUGGUGAGCAUCCUGCUCUGAGGUUAUCUUCUUGCUAAGCCAGAAUUUGGAAUGUCAUCUCUUUGCCAGUGCAUCUGUGCUGCUUUUGGCCUUCAGUUGCAUUCCAGUUCUGGUUUGCUCCUCCAGUUCUUGAUUAAGCAGCCUUGGUAGUGCUGUGUAUCUGUCAGAUUGGGAAGGUGUCCAGAGACACGGCUGGGAUGUGGGCACUGAGGGGCAAAAGAAUGUCAGGAGCCAGCAUAUUCAGUUCUGCACUUAGUGACUGGGCUCCUGCUUGCUUCUCAGGUAGUGAAACGAGGUGCAAGCUAUAAAUACUAUGCCUCGUUUUUCUUGAGUCUCUUAUCUGGAGCACUUGGAGCACACUGGAAGCACUUGUUUGCCUGAGUGUGCUUUUCAUCAGCUGAUAGGACAAGAGCGUGGCUCAACGCGCCACAUUCCUGCAGCGUGGUUUUGCUGGUGUGCAGUGCCACGUGGCUCUGCCCUUUGCUGCUCCUCCAGAACCACUGCCUGCCUGCCUGCCCUCACCUUGCAGCACCCAAUCUAUGUUUCUGUUGAGGUGUCCAGUGGUACUGUUAGCACUGCGUUAGCUCUGCACUGUGCCUCUGCUCAAGAGGCAAGAACACAGCCAUGGAGGGCAUGGAGAGCUGCAGUGAUUUGCUUUGUUGUUAUAAAAGCUUGGUUUUCUACACCUUAA